Molecule: messenger RNA, 1877 nt
Organism: Camellia sinensis
Lineage: Eukaryota; Viridiplantae; Streptophyta; Magnoliopsida; Ericales; Theaceae
Gene: AGT2
Product: alanine:glyoxylate aminotransferase 2
Biological process (GO): glyoxylate catabolic process
Cellular component (GO): mitochondrion
Molecular function (GO): pyridoxal phosphate binding; L-alanine:glyoxylate transaminase activity
Source: RefSeq, a predicted model, not a curated record
AAAAAAAAAAAAAACUCCAAGGUUCCGUUCCGUAUCGAAUCUUGUUUGGUCAGCAGUCCACUACACUACACUACACUCCGCUCAGUCGCUUUGUUGUCACCGUCUCCGAUGAGCUUUAAAAUUUGAGAAAGUGUAGUUGGAAUACCGAUCAUCCAUGGCGUUAAGGAGGAAUCUCAUCUCUCGAAGCCUUCAGGCCAAGCAUUUGCACGGUCUCGCCGUCCGAACCUCUCUGGCGGCGCCGCCGGAGCUGCCUCCGUUCGAUUACGUCCCCAAACCCUACAAUGGACCCUCUGCCGAUGAAGUACUCGCCAAGCGCAAGAAGUUUCUCGGCCCCUCUCUCUUCUACUAUUACCAGAAGCCUCUGAAUAUUGUUGAAGGAAAGAUGCAAUAUUUGUUUGAUGAGAGUGGCAAGCGCUAUCUUGAUGCAUUUGCUGGAAUAGUUACCGUGUCUUGUGGUCAUUGCCAUCCUCAAAUUUUGGAUGCAAUAGUGGAACAAAGCAAGCUUCUUCAGCAUGCUACAACCAUUUACCUACACCACGCCAUAGCUGAUUUUGGAGAGGCAUUGGCAUCUAAGAUGCCCGGAAACCUAAAGGUUGUGUAUUUUGUAAAUUCUGGAACCGAAGCAAAUGAAUUAGCAAUGCUAAUGGCGCGACUAUACAGUGGUAAUCUUGGUAUGAUCGCCUUGAGGAAUGCCUAUCAUGGUGGAAGUGCUGGUACAAUUGGAUUAACGGCUCUUAACACAUGGAAGUACCCAAUACCACAGGGUGAAAUUCAUCAUGUUAUGAAUCCAGACCCAUAUCGUGGAACAUUUGGUUCUGACGCCAGUCACUAUGCUAAAGAAGUACAAGAUCACAUUGAUUAUGGUACUUCAGGAAAAGUUGCAGGUUUUAUUGCUGAAACCAUUCAGGGAGUUGGAGGAGCUGUUGAACUAGCACCUGGAUAUCUGAAAUUAGUUUAUGACAUGGUACGCAAGGCUGGUGGGGUCUGUAUUGCUGAUGAAGUGCAAACUGGAUUUGGUCGUACGGGAAGCCAUUACUGGGGUUUUGAAACACAGGGUGCCAUUCCUGAUAUAGUCACCAUGGCAAAGGGUAUUGGCAAUGGAUUGCCUUUAGGAGCAGUUGUGACAACGCCAGAAAUAGCUAGUGUGAUGGCUCAGAAGAUACAAUUUAACACCUUUGGUGGGAACCCUGUAUGUUCUGCUGGUGGACUUGCAGUGCUCAGAGUGCUUGAUAAGGAGAAGCGUCAACAGCAUUGUUCUGAUGUUGGUUCCCAUUUGAUUGGGCGUUUGAGCAAUCUUCAGCAAAAACAUGAAAUUAUUGGAGAUGUGAGAGGCCGGGGCUUGAUGGUAGGUAUAGAACUUGUGACCGAUAGAAAAGAGAAGACGCCUGCCAAGGCAGAAACUGCAGUUCUAUUUGAGAAACUUAGAGAGCUCGGUGUUCUAGUUGGAAAAGGGGGACUACAUGGAAAUGUCUUCAGAAUAAAGCCACCUAUGUGUUUCAACAAAGAUGAUGCAGAUUUCCUGGUUGAUGCUUUGGACUAUGCCAUAUCUAAGUUGUGAGAAGAUAUGCUCUACCGGCCAGCAUGAUUUGGAAGUCUGACUGUCUUCUUGCACUUGUUUCAAAGUGAAUCUUGGGAAAACUAGAAGUCAAGGAGAUGAAAAACUAUUGCUUGUUCUAUGUUUCCUUGAGUUCUAAAUGGGUGGAAAAUAAAAUUUUAGCUCUGAAUAAGAAUAUCAACUUUUCUGGAAUUGAAGAUGUUCAUUUGUGCGGACCUAAUGCAAAGUUGAAAAAAAUGUAUUUGGACCACAUCCCAUUAGGUUAAGGCAUGCCAAUGAAUUUAGUUUACCUACAAUGGCUACUCGACAAAAUUUAUAUUCA